Molecule: messenger RNA, 6360 nt
Organism: Penicillium coprophilum
Lineage: Eukaryota; Fungi; Ascomycota; Eurotiomycetes; Eurotiales; Aspergillaceae
Product: fatty acid synthase beta subunit
Exons: 4
Coding region: 1-6360 (2119 amino acids)
Biological process (GO): long-chain fatty acid biosynthetic process
Cellular component (GO): fatty acid synthase complex
Molecular function (GO): [acyl-carrier-protein] S-malonyltransferase activity; enoyl-[acyl-carrier-protein] reductase (NADH) activity; [acyl-carrier-protein] S-acetyltransferase activity
Source: RefSeq, a predicted model, not a curated record
AUGUUGAUCUCGACCGAAUUGCCAGGGCCGUCGGCUGUCUUGUCGGCUUCGACUUCCUCGAACUGGUCGACGCCUGAUGAAAUAUCCUCGUCGUCGUCGCCCAGCAACAUUUGGGGCAGCCAAAUUCUCACCAUCACAGAUGGCCGUUUCUCACAUACCCUGUCCAUUUCUACUGCCUCAUUCCCCGCUGCGCUUCAGCUGCGCGAUGACUUUCUCCAUGAUCUUCAAACCGCUGGUGGGGCCGAGCCGGUAUCCUCUCUGGUGGAGCUGUGGGCCCGCUUUAUUGGUUUUACUGUGCGUCGUUUGGAGCAAUCUCCCCAUGGAUUGGCUGACGAUCUCCGACAUCUUUUGACCAUCGCCCUCGAUACCUUCGAUCGUGAUAUUCUACUGCAGCGCGAGAUCCAUGGCGUAGUCUAUGCCUUGGACAUCUCCGCAGACGCCGAGUCGGCCAUUUUAGCUGCUUACGUACGUGCGCGCCAUGUUCUGCGCAAAGUCAGUCGACCAGCGGCACCUUCUGCGCUCCUGGCUGCCGCGCAGCAACGCAAAGCACGACUAUAUGCUGUGUUCGGCGGACAGGGCAAUGAUGAAGAUUACUUUGAAGAGCUGCGGAUGCUCUGGCGGACCUAUCGCCCGCUGGUGGAAGACCUCAUUCCGUCAGUCUCGAGUAUGCUGCAGCGCGAGACCCGUGAGGAGAGCAUCAGUCGAUUCUAUCACAAUGGCAUGGACAUAGUCACCUGGCUCGAGAACCCGGAUCGUACGCCACCAUCUGACUACCUAAUCGGUGCGCCUGUCAGUAUGCCGCUCAUCGGUUUGUUGCAGCUGGCCUGGUAUCGAGUCGUCGGACGCAUAGUGGGUACCACACCUGCCCAGCUUCAGACCGCGUUUGCUGGAGCCACAGGACAUUCUCAAGGCAUCAUCCCAGCCACUGUGAUUGCAGUGGCGCAAUCGUGGACACAAUUCGACGCGCUCGCGCUCGAUGCGCUUCGUUUGCUGCUCGCCAUCGGAACUGCCAGCCAGGACCAAUUUGCCGUGGGCCAGCUGCCGCCGGACGUUGUUGCAGACGCCGAAGCCAACGGCGAGGGCUUUCCAGGACCCAUGCUGAGUGUGGCAGACUGUCCAAUCUCUCAGCUCCGCACCUAUGUAGCUUCCGUAAAUGAUUAUUUGCCCGUUGAUGCCCGCAUUGAGAUAGCUCUAAUCAACGGGCCUACCAAUGCCGUUUUGGCUGGACCGCCACUGUCACUUCAUGGGUUUAAUGUUUGGCUACGACAGGUGAAAGCUCCGGCAAAGGGCUUGCAACAUCGGAUUCCUUUCAGCCAGCGAAAGCCUGAGAUCCAUACCAGAUUCCUUCCAAUAACCACGGCCUUCCACAGCAGCUAUCUAACAGAUGUCGCUCCAGGCGUGCUGGAGCGUGUCCCCGAUUUCACCAUAACAGGUGACCAACUCCGAAUUCCUGUCUUUUGCACACACACAGGGACAGAUCUACGCAAGUGUGGAGCCGUCAACUUGAUUCCCAAGCUCAUUGCGAUGAUAACGACCCAGCAAGUCGUCUGGCCACUGGCCGUGCAUUUUCCCGGAUCCACGCAUAUUCUUGCUUUUGGGCCUGAUGGUGCAUCUGGCAUUGGAACUCUCACUAAUCGACUCAAGGAGGGCACUGGUGUCCGUACUAUCCUGGCCACGGGCAUCUCCAGCUCCCGCACCGAGCUGGGAGAUCGCAGUGAGUUCUUUAACUGGAAUCCUGCGCCCAAGGGUCUCGUCUACGGACCUAUAUGGCGGAAUCGCUAUCGACCGCAGUUGGUACAGAUUGCUGGCGGCGGCGUGCUUGUCGAUACUAAGCUCAGUCGCCUCUUGGGCUUGCCACCAGUAAUGGUGGCCGGAAUGACGCCCACAACUGCAGCCUGGGAUUUCUGUGCGGCAGUUAUGCGUGCCGGCUAUCAUAUCGAAUUGGCACUGGGCGGAUUCCAUCAAGCCGCCCAGUUGGAGACUGACAUUUACAAGCUGCUGGACGCGGUACCUGCUGGCCGGGGCAUCACCUGCAACAUGAUCUACGCCGCUCCUCACGCGGUGAAGUGGCAGAUUCCCCUGCUGGCCAAACUACGUGCGGCAGGCGUUCCCCUGGAGGGACUCACUAUCGGCGCGGGCGUGCCUUCACUCGAGGUGGCCACUCGGUACAUCAACGACCUCGGUCUACGCCACAUAGGCUUCAAGCCUGGCACUUUACCCGCAAUAUACCAAGUCCUCGAUAUCGCAUCGGCUCAUCCCACCUUCCCUAUUCUACUCCAAUGGACAGGUGGGCGAGGUGGUGGCCACCACUCAUUCGAGGACUUCCACCAACCGAUCUUGCAAGCCUACGAAUCCAUCCGCCGCUGCAAGAACGUUAUUCUUAUAGCGGGCAGUGGCUUUGGCGGUGCACAGGACACAUUCCCCUACCUAACAGGUGAUUGGGCCUGUCGGUAUAACCGCCCGCCCAUGCCCUUCGAUGGUAUCCUUCUCGGCAGUCGUUUGAUGACCGCUAAAGAAGCGCAUACCAGCCCCGCUGUAAAACAGGCAAUUGUGAAUGCGCCAGGGGUCGAGGACGAAGGUGAUUGGGAGCAGACAUACACACAACCAGCUGGCGGCAUUAUGACUGUAACCUCAGAGAUGGGGGAACCAAUUCAUAAGCUGGCUACGCGGGGUGUGCAACUAUGGGCUGAGUUAGAUCGCAAUGUCUUCAGCCUUGAUCGUAGUAAGCGCGUCGCGUAUCUGCAGAAACACCGUGACUACCUGACUCAGAGACUGAAUACCGAUUCGGUGAAGGUUUGGUUUGGAUGCAAUGCCCAGGGAUCUGUUGUCGACUUGGAGGAGAUGACUUACGCCGAGGUUCUGCGCCGUUUUGCUGCGCUUACCUAUGUGUCGGCUGAGAGCCGCUGGAUCGAUGAUUCCUACCGCUUGUUCCUGCAAGAUUUCCUAAAGCGCGUGGAGGCCCGCCUUGGCAACGUAGCCCCCGGCCCCGGAAUCAGCGAAUUCAACAGCGACGAGGCUCUUGCUGAUCCGACAACAGCGCUGAACGCCAUCUUGAAGCGGUUGCCGACCGCUGAGGCCCAGCUUAUUGGCACGCAAGAUGCAGAAUACUUUUUGCUUCUAUGCCAGAGACGCGGCACAAAGCCAGUACCUUUCGUCCCUGUCCUCGACGAAAGCUUCGAGACUUACUUUAAAAAAGACUCGCUGUGGCAGUCAGAGGACCUUGCAGCUGUUGCUGAUGCUGAUGUCGGCCGGGUUUGUAUUCUGCACGGCCCAGUGGCGGCGCGAUAUUCAACCAAGGUGGACGAGCCGGCAAAUGAAAUUUUAGGCAACAUCUACCAUGGACACAUUGAGCGCCUGCAGCAGCAAGAUCCCGAAUACCAGCAGGAUGGUAUCCCUAUUGUCGACUGCUUCAGCCCAUACUCUGUCCCACAGGACUGGCGACUUGCGGAGCUGGGCAUUCAUUGCUCGCCCGUCGGAAACACAGGCGCGAUGUUAUAUGAAGUGAAACCACUGGACGGUGCGCCCGGUGCGCCAUUGACACCCUCCUUAGUAGAAUGGCUUGUGGCCUUGGGCGGUUCCAAUGGGGGCUGGCGCCAAGCAUUCUUCCACGCAGCGACAAUCGUGCAGGGCCGAGCCAUCUGCGAGAAUCCGCUGCGGCGGCUUUUCCAGCCCACGCGUGAAUCGUAUGUGAUGGUGCAACAGGGCCACGGAGGCCUUUCGGCAGAUCCGAUAAUCACGCUGUUCGAACAUCGGCCACAUUCUGAGCCGGUCAAGGUCGUGGAAGUGCGGGUGGAUGAGCCUGGCGUUAUCACGCUUGAGAUCAUCAACUACCGUAAUGCUGGAGGUGCCGCUAUUGGUCUGCAGUUGAAGUUCCAGUUUAGGCGUGAAGCUGUUUACGCUCCCAUCCAUGAAAUUAUGGAAGGCCGCAACCAGCGUGUCAAAGACUUCUACUAUAGAGUCUGGUUCGCGGGUGAACUACCAGAGACAUGGCCCUCGGUCCACGACACCUUCCGCGAAUCGCAGUUUGAGGUGACGGCCGACUCAAUCGCCGAGUUCGCUCAUUGUGUACAGAAUGCCAGCGAUGCCGCCAGCAAGCGGCGUGGCAAACGGAUGGCGGCACCGUUGGACUUUGGUGUCGUCAUUGGCUGGGAAGCUUUGAUGAAGCCGCUUUUCUCGCGGGAGCUUGACGUCGAUCUGUUGACGCUGGUGCAUCUCACCAAUGGCUUCCGCAUUCCCGCGGAUGCGGACCCCAUUCAGGCAGGUUAUGCACUUGAGACCAAGUCUCGUAUACAAGCCAUUACGAUCGAGGAGACAGGUAAAUUGGUCGAGGUACGUGCGGAUGUGUACCAUGAAAACAAGGUCGUGCUCGAGUUAAGCAGUCAAUUCCUCUACCGAGGCCACCACACAGACUGGGAGAAUAUGUUCCGUAAAGUGGACGAGGAAGAGAUGGAGCUCUGCCCCCGUAGCCCCAUGGAGGUUGCGAUCUUGAACUCAAAGUCCUGGUUCCAGCCUCUGGAUCGGUCGCUCGACCUGGAAAACCAGACUUUGGUCUUCGUACUUCGUUCGACCUACCAAUACGCCAGCAAGGACACCUUCAAGACCGUUACUACUGUUGGUGAAGUUCGCGUGAAUUCAUCGCUCCCAGGUGGUUCGCGGCCGAUUGCGACCGUAGACUAUCACGCAGUCACCUGCCGAGGUAACCCCGUCAUGGAUUACCUCAAGCGUCAUGGGAGUCCAGUGCAGAAGCGGGCUAUGUUUGAUCAGCCUAGUCCCUUGACUAACGAUGGCGCAUCUUUGAUUCUCACUAUGCCACACUCUAACGAGGCUUAUGCUCACGUCUCCUGGGACUUCAAUCCCAUCCAUGUGUCCGCGUCGCUCUCGCGAUAUGCAGAUCUACCAGGUCUGAUCACGCACGGCAUGUACACCUCGGCACGGGUACGUGGUCUUGUCGAACACUACACCUGUGCCUCAGCCAUCGGCGCCUUCCGUAGCUUCCACUGCUCAUUCACGAGUAUGGUGCUACCGGGAGAUAAGAUUGAAGUCGUCUUCCAGCACAUCGGCAUGUUGGCGGGACGCAAAAUCGUCUCAGUGGAAGCAAAGCACGUCGGGCGCGGCGAGACCGUUCUGCGUGGAGAAGCUGAGAUCGAACCUGAGGAGACGGCAUUCCUUUUCACUGGUCAGGGUAGUCAACAAAAGGGCAUGGGUAUGCAGCUCUAUGCCCAAAGCAAAGCGGCCCAGCAGGUCUGGGAUUAUGCUGAUGCCUACUUCUCCGAUAACUAUGGCUUCCGCAUUACCGACAUCGUGCGAAAUGAUCCCAAGGAGUUGACCGUCUACUUCGGAGGGCCUCAAGGCCGACACAUCCGUGACCAAUAUCGUAGUAUGACCCGAGAGUCAAUUGGGCCCGAUGGGAAUGUCCAGCUGCUGCAACUGUUCCCCCAAAUUGACGAGGAGACUGAGUUCUACACCUAUUAUUCGCCCCAGGGCUUACUCUCGGCCACGCAGUUCACACAGCCGGCUCUGACGCUUAUGGAACUGGCUAUUUUUGCCGAUUUGCAAUCGCGCGGGCUGAUUUCGGAACGCAGCUCGUAUGCCGGCCAUUCAUUGGGUGAGUAUGCUGCUCUUGGAGCAGUGGGCAAGAUCUUCAAUGUCGAGUCCCUCGUUCAGGUUGUCUUCUAUCGCGGUCUGUUGAUGCAGUAUACUGUCCCCCGAGACGGAAAGGGAAACUCGGACUAUCGCAUGUGUGCAGUUGACCCCAGUCGCGUUGCACCUGGUUUCGGACAGGAGGCUCUGCAGCUACUUGUGAAGGCUAUUGCCACGCAGACUGGUCAAUUACUUGAGAUCGUUAAUUUCAAUGUCUUGGGCUUGCAGUAUGUGUGCGCCGGACAAAUUCAUGCGCUCCAUUGCCUCGCUACAGUACUCAACUAUCUCCAUGCCCAUGUCCCCUUGCCAGAAUCGCCAGAGCAGAUCUUCAGCUUAGCGCAAGCACAAAUCGAGCAAGUCGCGCUGGCAAAUCCACCAACGACACUGACUCGUGGCUGCGCGACAAUUCCCUUGCGCGGCAUCGACGUACCGUUCCAUUCCUCCUCGCUGCUGCCUGGCGUGGCAGGCUUCAGACGCUGUUUGCUGAACCUCAUCGACGGCCAUUCGUUGGAUCCUAAAUGCCUUGUAGGUCGGUAUAUCCCGAAUUUGACAGCCCAGCCGUUCGAGGUGAGCAAAGAGUAUUUCGAACUCGUCCACCGGACAACGGGCUCCGUAGCGCUUGAAGGCAUUUUGCGCGAGUGGGAUACAUAUCUUGACCCAACGAACGCAGAUGGCCUGCAAAAAAUCGAGAGCGCUAUUCAGGCGAUGAAGGUGCUCUGA